Suricata suricatta (meerkat) is the source of this 1804-nucleotide messenger RNA. RefSeq names its product CTD nuclear envelope phosphatase 1 regulatory subunit 1 (gene CNEP1R1). Gene Ontology annotation, cellular component: cytoplasm; Nem1-Spo7 phosphatase complex. Lineage: Eukaryota; Metazoa; Chordata; Mammalia; Carnivora; Herpestidae. The coding region runs from base 102 to 437 and encodes 111 amino acids. The record is from RefSeq and is a predicted model, not a curated record. The transcript has 5 exons.
GGCAGCGGAGAGCGGUUAGAGGUGGGAGUUGGCGCUUUGGGCCGCGCCGGGGAGCUGAAAUGCGGACGGGACAGUGGCGGUGACCGGAGCUGCCGCCCGACAUGAACUCGCUGGAGCAGGCGGAAGAUCUCAAGGCUUUUGAGAGGAGACUUACAGAAUAUAUUCAUUGUUUGCAACCUGCCACUGGACGUUGGAGAAUGCUGCUCAUAGUGGUGUCUGUCUGCACAGCUACUGGUGCCUGGAACUGGUUAAUAGAUCCCGAGACACAAAAGGUGUCCUUCUUCACCUCGUUAUGGAAUCACCCAUUCUUCACCAUUAGCUGUAUCACUCUGAUAGGCUUGUUUUUUGCUGGGAUACACAAGCGGGUCGUUGCACCAUCGAUGUAUCCUUUGCAGAACCGAGUUUUAUUCUCAGGUGAAAUUACAACACCUUCUUAGUCAUACAGGAAAACUCAUUUUGAAACCUAGGCCUCAUGUUCAGUGACAGUGCGCGCUCAUUGUUAUAGGACCUAAAACAGCCUUUCUUCAAAUAAGUGAUUGAGCAAAAAGCCAUAAAGGAUUCCUUUUACAGUUGGAUAUGUGAAGGUCAUAGCAGCGACCGACGAGAAGUGUGCAAUAUUUACCCAGAUGAUCCUGACGAUGGCUCGCAUUCUUCGGCUUGGUACUUUUGGUUAUCUGUGUUUCAGUAUUAGUGUCACUUUAGUACUUCAGACCCUGCGGAGACUUGUGCAGAUGAAGUAUGUUCGUGUGUUACUAAGUUAAACUUAGAAACAGAACCUCAUCCCGUUUUUAUAAUGUAUUUUUGCAAACUACUGUAAAUAGCAAAUCAAUGCCAAUGUUAAAGAGGGAGUUGCUAUGUGGACUCUGUUCUCCUGCACCAGUAUUUCAGGAACACCUGUUGGCCAUCCCCACAGCUCUUUAAACCCAGCCAUCCUGUGUAGCUGUGCCUUUCGUUCUCACACUCUUCUGUUCUAAUCAUAAUGCAAGAAAAACAUUGGAUGGACCCUAACCUGAGGAAGACUCGUCUCCAUUCUGUUGUGAGAAACUGUAGACGUUUUGAGAAACAAUUUUCGUUAAGCCAGAAAGUGAAUUUCAGCCACUGUUAUGGUAGUAAGUUUCCAGUUCAUUGUUUUCGUUUAACGCUAAGUAUACUUUAUUUUUUUAAUUAAUUUUAAGAACAUGCCACAAAGGCUUCUGAAGAUACAAGUUUAGUUACAAAUGAUGUGAUGUCUGGGAAUGGGAUAGUCGUUGUUUUAGAUAACUGGAUUUUAUGCUGUGCUGGACGUGCUGCUGUACUAGAGCCGCACAGUGUGAGUGACCAGCCACUCCGUCACAGAGGUCACGUGGGGGCGGCGCCACGCACCCGAGGCCACGGUUCUCACUGCUCCGAGAGUGUUAAUGACAUACUGUGUAUGCAUAUUAGCCACAUGUACUAUAACAGCCCUGGAAAUGAGACUAUUGGGAUUGCUGUAAAUGUUUUAAAGAACUGGAGGUGCCUUUUACCUGUUUACUAGAAGAUUUUGAAAAGGUUUAAAUUAUUUCACGAGCUAUCUUUUAAAUUCCAUUUAACAUAAAGCUGAAAAUUCAGUUAACAGGACACAAGACUUUCUAACAAGGCUACCACUUAAAUGUGUUCAUCUUGGCUUCCAUGUGUAUAAGAUUUUAAUUCUUCAAACCGCAGCAAUAAAACCCUCUGCUCCUACGAAGUCAGAAGAGGGUAUUCUAUAUAUUCAGCAUUUGUUUUAUUUUCUGUAAAUUUUGUAGGUAAAUAUGUGCAUAAAAAUAAAUACUUUAUAUAUAAAUCA